GUGCAGAAGCAGGUGCGCUUUUGGUUCGCCACAGGAGGAGCAGGGUUCUGUCUGAGCCGUGGCCUCGCUCUCAAGAUGAAACCCUGGGCGAGCGACGGCACUUUCAUGGCGACUGCUGAGCACAUUCGCCUCCCUGACGACUGCACUGUUGGUUACAUCGUGGACGCGCUGCUUGGUGUGGGCCUCAUCCGCUCGGCUUUGUUCCACUCCCACCUGGAGAACCUGGGACUGGUUUCAGACAUACACAACCAGGUUACUCUCAGCUACGGCACUGUGGAAAACAGCAGAAACGCUGUCAAUGUGAAAGGCCCAUUUUCAGUUAAUGAAGAUCCUACAAGGUUCAGGUCUGUCCAUUGUCUGCUGUACCCAGACACUCCUUGGUGCCCCAGCCCCCGGCGACUUUAACAGCCAUGCAGAGACAAAGAGGGAGGGAUGGACUGACGGGGAGAAGAAGUAAAUGUCUCAAAAAAGAUAAAGAGAAGAAGUCCCACUGCUGCCAUCUUCUGACUCCUAAAGAAUCUCCAAAACACUUGUGCAUACAGCUGUCUUGACUUUUUAGGAGUGCGUACCGCCUCAUUAGCUUGACACCUGAACUCCGACGCUGAAAAUCGUUACUUGGUGUCAAAAGGCCAGAAAUUGCCACACGAGAAGAAGACGAGAAGUCAAAAUUGUUGGGUGGAUGAAAAAUGGAGAGACAACUUUGCUAUUCUUAGAAGAGAAGAAAAUCUAAAGUUUGGCCUGAUGGCGGCGCGAGAGGGAAAGCCAAAAUCAAAAAGAGCAGAGCCUGUCACACCUGCGUCGUCUUUCUUCUGUCUAAUCUCGACAUUCAGCUUCAGUUGUCCUUGCCCUUUCAGUUUCAGCUCUUGUUUGUUAGCUUUAGCUGUACUCCAGCUCAGUUGUGCACUGAGUUUAGUGCUAAUGUUGGUAUGUAACACCGCGAUGGUAACCCUGGUCUAUUGGCCCCGGCUUCCUGUUUACCGUACAGGCAUGAAGGGGUAUCAGUCUUCUCAUCUGACACCUGGCACGAAUGCAAAAAUCCUGCUUCUCAAAAUGUUGAAUCACAUCUUUUAAGUCAGAUAAGCAAAACCCCUUCAUUUGGAGGAAGAACUGAGAGUGAGCACCUGUGAAAUGUCGGUAAUAAUCCUGAACCUGAAAGGUGUGUGUGUGCAAACGCAACUAUUUUAAGCAGAGAAGGUCAAAGUUGAACCAAGAACUUGUCUGUAAACUUAUAGUUUGCAUUUAAUUUCUCUUUCAAGUAAGUUUGACUGACCGGGCAGUUUGUUUAAAACCUGCAUGAGCAUCUCACUGCUCACGUUUCUUUAUUAUACUUUAUUAGACUUCUCUGAAGGAUGUAGAUGUGUUUAGAUCUCAGCUAUUAACUUACAAAUAAUUACUGAUAGAAGUGACGGGCAAAACGAGAUCGCAGUUGUGACGAACGGAAAUCGUUUUUUUACGUAAAGUGUCAAGUAAGUGGUAAACUUGAUCAGCCGGUGGCCUAGAGUAAAAGUCAGGGGAUGGCCCCAGUGACAGUAAACAUUUGCACCAAAUUCAGGUGUCAUCCAUCCAGUGCUUGCCUGGACAUGUCAUUUUGGACGGAAGUGUUGGACCAGCAAACAAACCCGCAGGCCGACAUCUUCCUCCCUGGAGCCGAGAAGACUGAUUUGAAUGGCUUCUCUUUCUCCUCUCACCUUGGGUCCACUCGAAGCGGGGGUUUUAUCCUCACAUCCUCAAACAUUUCCCAUGCCCUCUCUCCACCUCCUCAGCUGUGAAAGACAAUUCUUUUGAAUGUAUGUGAGCACUUCGCUUGGCUGCCCACUCUGCACCCCUACGUGCUCCAUGGUUUGCCAGUUGUGGAUUCAACACUAGGGGCUGUUGGGAGUGAACCGACGAAGCGAAGCAAUCAAACACAGAAACGCAGAAGGAAUGAUCAAUCAUUAAUCAUUUUUUUAGCAUAAUGAAGCAAAAAAACCAUUUUGAUGAUGUUACAGAAUCCAGACUCCUUUUCUGAAGUUAUAUUUCGUCAGUGUUCAGUAUCAUCCUCUCUCUGAAGUAUGUUAUCAUGACUGUAUGACUCAGCACUUUGCCGUUUUAUUUCUGCUGUUUGCAAGUCAACAUUUGAUAAAAAAAAGCAUCAAAAGAAUAGUCUGAUAUUUGUCCAAAACAAUUCCCUGUAAAGCUACAAAUUGUUGUUUUAACACUUCGGUUUUUGUACAGAUUAAUCAAACAAGAUUCUAUAUGUUAAUUAGUGAGAUUUAGAGGUGAUCUGGCUACCUGUUUUCCCCCUGUUUCCAAUAUUUAUGCUAAGCUAAGCUAACUGGCUGCUGUCGGUAGCUUCAAUCUUUAUUGUACAGGCAUGAGGGCAGUAUCAAUCUUCUCAUCUAACUCUCAGCAAGAAAGCCACUAAUCAGACUUCCCAAAAUGUGGAACUAUUCCUCUAACAACUCUGUAUGGACUAUUGAGGCCUCUGUUACAAAAUAUCCUUCAAAAAACAUGGUGGACAUCACCUUUCUUUAUCCAUUAAAAUGGGUGGAUUAUGAUUGUUAAUGAUGUUGGACUAACAAAGAUAUUAUCCCCUUCGAGGUUUUUAUUGAGAAAUGACUCAUGUUGGGUCGUCUUCUAUCUUUCUGUGCAUUGAAAGCAGUUAUUCUGACUGAAUGAAAGAUUUUAAGUUAAAUUUCUUUCCCUUGUUAAAUGAAUGUGUAUGAUGAACCAUUGCUUCUGAAGCGUACAUUCUCUCUCCAGUAUCUGGACUGUCUGUAGACAUUAUGGCUGAAGUUAAUAAAGAAAAGUUUUUGGUCAAA
Xiphias gladius (swordfish) is the source of this 2801-nucleotide messenger RNA. RefSeq names its product beta-1,3-N-acetylglucosaminyltransferase lunatic fringe-like. The record is from RefSeq and is a predicted model, not a curated record. NCBI's taxonomy places the organism in Eukaryota, Metazoa, Chordata, Actinopteri, Istiophoriformes, Xiphiidae. Gene Ontology annotation, molecular function: glycosyltransferase activity. The annotation marks the transcript as partial. The transcript has 4 exons. Gene Ontology annotation, cellular component: membrane.